CAACUAAAUUCAACUCUCAAAGUUACUGCUUGGGAGUGGAUAUAGCAAACAUGGGGAGAAGAGGAGAGAGUAGAAGAGCUCGAAGGCAAAGUGCCAACAAACCCAACUGCUCCCCCCCCCACCCUUCUCUCUCUCACAUCUUUCUCUCUCCUCUUUUACUUUUUUUUAUUUUUUUGUGAAUAGACUGCGACUUUUAACCCUCCCUCCAAAUUGCUGUUGCUGUUGUUGUUGCUUCAGAUCCCCUCUUUCUUUGAUUUAAAUUCCCACCAAUUUCCCCCCGUGUUCUUCAAGUUUCAAUCACAUCGCCAACUGACGAAAGGCCGCGGAUCUCAUUUCCUUUGAGAGGAAAUGGUGGUCGCCGGCCCUCUGACCCCUGGCCAGAAGGCGAAUACAACAUCUACUGCAGCUUCUAUUGUGAAGAAGGGGUCAGCUACUUCUGCUCGUGACGGGGGGCUACAUCGUAUUUCUGCAGCUACAUCCUCUGUUAUGAAACUAGCUACUAGUACAUCAAGCAAGGAUCCCCAGUUGUGUGCACUACUUGCUUGUGAUAUUUACACACAUUUACGGAUAGCAGAGGUUGCAGAAGAAUACUGGCUUGUACCAGACACACUAUACUUGACUGUGAAUUACAUUGACCGGUAUUUCUCUGGUAAUGAGAUGAACCGCCAGCGACUGCAGCUUCUUGGAGUUGCUUGCAUGUUGAUAGCAUCGAAAUAUGAAGAGAUAAGUGCGCCACAAGUAGAAAAUUUUUGCUAUAUAACUGACAACACUUACUUUAACGAAGAGGUAUUGCAAAUGGAAGCUGCUGUUCUAAAGUACUUGAAGUUCGAAAUGACAGCCCCAACAACCAAAUGUUUCUUGAGGAGAUUCGUCAGAGUCGCUCAAGGAUGUGAUGAGGCUCCCCUACUACAAUUAGAGUAUCUUGCCUGCUAUAUUGUAGUGUUAUCACUUCUUGAAUAUGAUAUGCUUGGUUAUCUUCCAUCAUUGACAGCUGCUUCUACUAUUUUUCUGGCAAAGUUCAUACUUCAACCAACAAAACAUCCUUGGAAUGCCACCUUGCAUCACUACACCCUGUAUCAGCCCUCUGAACUAUGUGAAUGUGUGAAAGCUCUACAUAAUCUUUACUGUUACAGCCCUGGCAACAACUUGUCAUCAAUCAGGGAAAAAUACAGCCAGCACAUGUACGAGUAUGUGGCCAAGAAAAUUUGCCCUCCAUCAAUACCUACAGACUUCUUCCAAAGUCCAAGCAGUUAGGUUUUAGAUCAAGAGCCAUCCAACUCUUUGUUGAAGGUUUUCAGUAACUUGCUGUGAGUGAUGUACCUUCGAGUUGUGAUAAUUUCGGGCUGCAAUCACUCUCGGUCUGUGAUCACUCUCUGUGUUGACUUGUUCCAAUUGUAGAUUUUAGAGCAGAUGUUUUUACUAUUAAGGAUAUGGUAUUGGUGAAUGUGCGAAGAAUCUGCUGUUGUAAAUUUUCCGAGCAAUU
Asparagus officinalis (garden asparagus) is the source of this 1483-nucleotide messenger RNA. RefSeq names its product cyclin-A1-3-like. Lineage: Eukaryota; Viridiplantae; Streptophyta; Magnoliopsida; Asparagales; Asparagaceae. The transcript is spliced from 10 exons. Gene Ontology annotation, biological process: mitotic cell cycle phase transition; regulation of cyclin-dependent protein serine/threonine kinase activity. Bases 349 to 1254 code for a protein of 301 amino acids. Gene Ontology annotation, cellular component: cyclin-dependent protein kinase holoenzyme complex; nucleus; cytoplasm. The record is from RefSeq and is a predicted model, not a curated record. Gene Ontology annotation, molecular function: cyclin-dependent protein serine/threonine kinase regulator activity.